This is a messenger RNA of Moneuplotes crassus, 996 nucleotides long. Lineage: Eukaryota; Ciliophora; Spirotrichea; Euplotida; Euplotidae. The record is from the annotation of a GenBank genome assembly.
UAAUAACUGAAAUAAUAGAAUAAAAGCAUGAAAUUACUCGUAACAAUUUUGUUAGCCACAUUACUAGUCUCAUCAUCCGCUAAUGGAGUCACUGAGGCUGAAGACUUCCUCAGAGGGCUUCUUAAUGGCUCAUUUAGAGAUGUUGGACAUGAAGUUGUUGAAUGUAUUCAGGAUGGAGAGGAAAUAUUCAAAGACCUUAUUGUUAUUGCUGAAGAUUUCGAGAAAGCAGCAGCCCAUUGGAAUAAAGAUGCCCUCGUUGAUGCUUUCAAGCAUAUCUCUCAUAUCUUGACUUUAAUGCCUGAAGAACUAAAAGAUUGUAAAGGUGUUGCUGAGCUUGCUAAAGAUCUCUCUAAACUUGCAGCUGAGUUUGCUAACCCAAUUACUUUGGUCAUUGACAUUGGAGAGAAGAUGGUCUGGCAUGGAAGAAGCAUUUAUAAGGAUGUAAAGAAAGCAUCUGAAGAUUUUAAAGUACCAGAUUAUGAAGCUGCUGGAUAUGAUAUUGGAGAUAUUAUCAGAAUUAUCUUCCUUAAUGGUAUGAUUAAGAGCCCCUUUAGUGACGGCAGCCUCUUUAUUACUGAGUUUUAUUCGGCUGCCUUUUCAAUCGAUAUGGACCUCAACACUUGUGAAGCUAAAGUUGAAAAGAGUGUACUUGAAAUCUACUCAGGAAUUGAAAUACUAGUCAACUACACUACUUUAGAUGACGUCUCAAGAGGUAUUGUCAAAAUCGUUUAUGGAGUCAUGAACUUCAUCCAGGACUCUCAAAAGUGUGAGGAAGUAUGGCCUAGCAUUCAAGAAGGACUCGAAGAAAUGAUGCCAUUCAUCAACAACUUCCAGUACCUCAUCUACGCUGUUCCCACUGCUUUCAUCUUUAACCCAAUUACCUUCUACCAGGACGUAUCAAACAUAAUGGCUGCUUUCGACCAUUACCCGCAAGAUUUCAAACUCGCCGGCUAUUCCAGUGGAGAUCUGGUGAAAUUAAUCCUCAAACAUAUGUAA